AUGUCGCAAUUAAUUCCACAAAUUUCCUUUUUGGAAAGUAGACGUUUAACUGAUGAAGGUAUAUCAAAUAUACCUCCUCCACCUCCAAAACCGGAGAAGGAAUCAAAUUUUAUAACAUAUCUUACGAAAAAAAAGCAUAAACGGGAAGCCGCGUCUCGCGAGGUUCGUGCUUCUGCUGUUGAACUUAUAACUAUAAAUAGUUUAAAAGAAGAAAUACAACAGCGUGAAGCUACGCUGGUCACCUUGGAUAAAAGACUUAAAGGUUUGGAGUCAGAAAAAGAACGUGCCAAUAAGGAAUUAGCUGAAGCACAAUCACAAUUCAAAGAGUAUGAUCAAGAGGUCAGUGACCUUGGAAACUUACUCAUUGAACGUGAGCAAACAAUAGAGAAGUUGAACGAAAUAGUAAAUAAAUUAAAAAAAGAAAAGAGUAUUUUACAAUCUGAGUUGGAUAAAGCCAAAUCAGAUCUUAAAGCUUCAAAAUCAGUACUUAAAGUUCGUGAAGGUGAAAUAAGAGAAUUAAAUUUUUCACUACUUGAAUGUGCUCAUGAUUUACAAGCUGCUAAAACUGAUCUUGCUGCAACAACAAGUGAAAGGGAUCAUGCAAUUAGUGAAAUACAACAUCAAAUUAAAGAACGAGAGAAACUUGUUCAAACACAUUCAAACCAAAUAUUAUCUCUUCAACAAGAUCUUGAUUCAGCUCAACAGGAUUUACGCAACGCACGAGAUGAAUUAGAAUCAACGCAAACUAUGUGUAGUGCUGAAAUUGAUGCAACGCAGGCUAUGUGCACGGCUGAAUUAGAAGCAACAAAAGCAAAAUGUGCAGCAGAAUUAGGCGUAAUAAGAGCAAAAUACGCCGCUGAACUCCAUUCCACCAAGGAAGAACAUGCGGAUGAACUCGAGGCUACUAAAGCCCAACUUUCCUUUUUCAAAUCACAACUUGAUUCGACAAAAGCACAACUUUCCUUUACAAAAUCAAAACUUGAAUGGGCAAAGGCAGAUCUUUCCUCAAUUAAGUCAUUGCUGGAUUCGGCCAAAUCUGACCUUGCUGCUACAACUAAUAAAUACAAACGAACAGUGACUGAAUUGGAAUCCACUAAAGAAGAAAUAAAUGAAUAUACGAAUAUGAUGGAAUUUAGAGAAGGUGUUACCUCGUUAAUAAUAUCAGUUUAUCAAGAAGAUAUACGAAACGAAAAAGAACGAAGUAACUCUGAACUUGAGGAUACACAAGAUCAAUUGAACAAGAUAAAAGCUACCUAUGAAAAAGAAAAGAAAGCAAAUGCAAAAACCAUAAAACAAUUGACAAAUCAAGUUCAAAACUUAACUAAUUCACAAGUUCAAGAAAAAGCCAAAACGUAUCAACUUGAAAGUGAAAAUGUCAAAGUACGAAAACAACUUGAACAAACGAAAACACAAGCCGAUGAAUAUGAACUAAUGAAAGAAGAAAUCGCUCGAUUACAAUCAGAAAAUGUAGCAUUAAGGGCUGCAAAAAGACAUGAAAUGAUAAGUGAAACACCUAAACCUCGUCCUGUAUCUAUCCUAUCUACACCACCAGAAUCCCCAUGUAAUUCACGACCAGGUAGUGACUUAUAUAAUGCAAUGAAUGAAAGUAUACCGGAACAUCCUGAAGAUAGUAUAGAUGGAUCAUUAGUUAACAAUGAAUGGGUUACAGUUAAGAAACGAGGCAGUAAAGGAAAACGAGGUUCUGGUAGAUCACGUGUUGGGUCUCGAGUCCUGAAAGCUUUCAGCGGCACAGUAUUAGCUGAAUUGAAUGAUUUCGAAAUUGAAUCCCUUCUAACGACGAAGAUUAAAAUCCCCAUCGAUUCUGAAAAAAUUCGUGAAUUCGGAAAAUUUGACUUGUCAAAACAGGAUGAAUUUAUUGAAUUAUUGAUAAACAAUCUCAAUAGGGAUUUACCAGAGAAAUCGCUUUCUCAACUUUCUACAAUUUUAACGCUUUUCACCAUGCGACCAAUUUCGUUUCUCUUAACUGGUCACAUGUCACCAUUCUAUGAGCUUAAUAGAAAAGAUCGAGAAAUUGUCAUGCAAAAAUGGUCAAAAAGUAAUUCAAUCUUUUUUAGAAGUCUUUUUAAAGUUAAUAGUUUGAUACUAGCGACAUUUUGGUCAAGUGAGAAUUCAAGUAUCUUUAAUUCAACAAUUGGAUAUCCUGGACCUGAUCCUCGAAUGAAUAGUCAACUCUUUACUGAUAACAAAAAUAAAUUUCCAAUUUAUGAUUUUAUUCAAGUUCCACCUGAAGGAUUGGAAUUACAAUUUGAUGUAGUGGUGGUUGGUUCAGGAGCGGGAGGAGGUGUAAUAGCAGCUCAAUUGGCUAAAGCUGGAUAUAAAGUUUUAGUGAUCGAGAAAGGAAAAUAUUAUCAUCAGA
Messenger RNA from Diversispora eburnea, 2377 nucleotides. Lineage: Eukaryota; Fungi; Glomeromycota; Glomeromycetes; Diversisporales; Diversisporaceae. The record is from the annotation of a GenBank genome assembly.